Molecule: messenger RNA, 1377 nt
Organism: Candidula unifasciata
Lineage: Eukaryota; Metazoa; Mollusca; Gastropoda; Stylommatophora; Geomitridae
Source: the annotation of a GenBank genome assembly
AUGGCCACGGCAGAGGAGUCUCCCAUGAAGAACCAAGAGACUGCACGGAUACUUACAUCUCGAGCACUGAGGCCGUUUGACCACCAGGUGGCUGGGCAGUCUUUGAUUCUGCACUACAACAAGACCACAAUCUGCAAGUGUUUGAUACAGAGAGAAUACCAGUUCUACCAAGUUAUGCCCGAGCUUCUUCGUCCCUUUGUUCCAGAAUAUCGAGGUGUGAUCCAGCUUUACAUUCCAGAUACUGCCUGUGACGACUGUCCCAUAGACUGUUCAUGCUCUAGACUACAUACCCACGGUCCUUCGUCGCCGAGACUUCUCGUGGCCGCCACACAUGACCAUUGUCCAGCGACUGACCAGCCCAAAGAAGGCUUCAGGAUCAGCCAGCGUCGCAUGAAAGUUCUACAGAAAACCAGCAGGAUUAGUGUCGGCGGAAAUAAUCAGGAUAAUCUCUACUAUUUCAUGCUACUUGAAGAUCUCAUGUCCCGCUAUCAGAACCCGUGUAUCCUGGAUCUCAAGAUAGGUGUACGCCAACACGGAGACGAUGCACCUCCAGAGAAGGUGGCCUACCAGGUCAAUAAGUGCAGGACCACAACGUCAGCUUCCCUAGGGCUGAGAUUGUGUGGGAUGAAGAGAUAUGACGUCGUUUCCGAUGAGUGUGAAACCCGCGACAAAAUGUAUGGACGACAACUGAAUGACGAGGAUUUCAAGUCACAGAUUGAACAGUUCCUCUUCAGCGGACAAGAUCUCCGAGUGGACCUGGUGGGUUCAAUCCUCCACCAACUGACUGACCUGAAGAACGUUAUCGAGCAACUGGAUGGCUACCGGUUCUACUCUUGCUCAUUGCUAAUUAUUUACGAAGGCAGUGUUGAAGAUCCACUCGAGCAACAAGAAGACACUAGAUCUUCCAACGUCUUACAUAUUCGAGAAGGUUCAGAAGAUUUUCAGUCGCAGGAAGGUGUCGAUUUUAAAUUUAAUGAUGAUCUGAAAGGACUCAACAAUGACAUUUCCACAGGCGUAAUUCGGAAUAGUGAGCAAGAAAAUACAGACUCGUGUGUUUGCUCAAAUAAAACACAUAAUAACUUAACUGGGCUCUGUGAAAAUAGACAGCUGUGUAACAAUAAAGACAAUUACUGUAGCUGCCAAUGUCAUCGCUCAUUUCCAGAAGGCACAGACCCGCCUGGUGACACCAACAACCACCGGUCAAGACUAGAAGAACGUCUAAGCAAAGUGGAUAUCCGGAUAGUGGACUUUGCACAUGCAACUUUCGAUGGCUUUUUGUGUGAUACAGUCAAACAUUAUGGACCUGAUCAUGGAUUUUUGUUAGGGGUUAAUACCCUUCUAGAAAUAUUUACAGAGCUUAAAGAGAGAAGUGUUUGA